This is a messenger RNA of Candidozyma duobushaemuli, 1281 nucleotides long. It is a transcript of the gene POP2, whose product is annotated as CCR4-NOT core DEDD family RNase subunit. Lineage: Eukaryota; Fungi; Ascomycota; Pichiomycetes; Serinales; Metschnikowiaceae. The transcript has a single exon. Gene Ontology annotation, cellular component: P-body; CCR4-NOT core complex; CCR4-NOT complex. The record is from RefSeq and is a predicted model, not a curated record. The coding region runs from base 1 to 1281 and encodes 426 amino acids. Gene Ontology annotation, molecular function: poly(A)-specific ribonuclease activity; nucleic acid binding.
AUGCUGAUGCAGCAACAACACCAGAUUCAGCAGCAAAGACAGCAGUUGCUUAACCAGCAUCUUCAACAGCAGCUGCAAGGAUCCUCCACGAAUCCGCUUUUAGCUGCCUUGAACGGCGGUCAGAAUCCCUCCAUGGCUGCACCUGGCAACAACCAGAAAGUAAACCCACUUUUACAAUUACAAAUGCAACAGUUACAGCAACAACAACAGCCACAGAGAAUGUUCAACAACCAACAACACAUGCAACCCCAACUAUCACAAGGCCAGCAGCCACAGCAGGUGCCAAUAAUCAAGGACGUGUGGAAUUUCAAUUUGGAAUACGAGUUCAACAACCUCCGUACCUUCAUUGAUGACAAGACGUCCAAGGUGUUCAUUUCUAUCCAUCAAGAGAUCCCCGGUAUCGUGGCCAGGCCCUUGGGCACUUUCAAGCUGUCGGCAGACUACCACUUCCAGUGCUUGAGAUCAAACUCCGAUAUUUUAAACCUCAUUCAGCUCUCUCUCUGUGCUGUGAAGAUGCAAGACGACAAGAUCAGUAACCUGGUCAUAUGGCAAUUCAACUUUGCAUACGACCUCACACAGGAGAUGUUCAACGAAGAGCACCUUUUCAUGUUAUCUCAGACAUCCCAGAUCAACUUUGCCAUGCACAUGAGCCAGGGCAUCUCACACUUUGCAUUCGCCGAACUCAUGAUAGAGAGCGGACUUCUUUUAGAUCCAUCUAUCAACUGGUUGAGCUACCACUCGGGCUACGACUUGGGCUUUUUGGUCUCUCUUCUCACUAACGACAUCUUGCCUCACGACGAAAAGGAGUUCUUCUGGUGGUGCACCAAGUACUUCCCAAACUUCUUCGACUUGAAGCAUAUUGGCAAUCAGCUCUUAAACGGCAACGCCAAGACUGGUGCAAACUCCAACACAAACAGUGAGAUUGGCGGUUUGAGCAGUUCCACGUCAGCUGGAGCCGCUGGCGAUAUAAAAAAGGGCCUCACAGGAAACAACAAGCCAUCGGUGGAGUACCUCGCUGAGGAAUUGCACCUUCUUCCCAUCUCACCACUCAUUCGCCAAUACUUUGCUUCAACGACAGCAGGGCAGUUUGCGGGCCACCAGCAUCAGCAAAUGACGUCGACACUUCAUGCGUACUUGUUGAUGGAGUGCUUCAAAGAGCUCUUCAGACAAUUGGGCGGAGACUUUUCCGUAUUUGAGAAAUACAAAGGCUACCUUUUUGGUCUCGGUGAUGCUACAGGGACCCUGGAGGACAAGGCCACAACGGCGGGUAAACAGUGGUGA